Cadophora gregata is the source of this 1059-nucleotide messenger RNA. RefSeq lists its product as uncharacterized. NCBI's taxonomy places the organism in Eukaryota, Fungi, Ascomycota, Leotiomycetes, Helotiales, Ploettnerulaceae. Gene Ontology annotation, molecular function: oxidoreductase activity. The transcript has 4 exons. Bases 1 to 1059 code for a protein of 352 amino acids. The record is from RefSeq and is a predicted model, not a curated record.
AUGGCGAAAGACCCCAACAAUGUCGUCGAAGCUGUCCGGCAAUCCCCUCCCCUUGACAUGGGGCCCUACGAUCCCUCCGGCGUAUCAGGAAAGACAAUCAUAAUCACAGGAGGAGCAUCUGGGUUCGGCGAGGGAUUUGCAAGGCAUUGGGCCGCGCACGGCGCAAUGGUCAUCAUCGCAGAUAUCAGCAACGGCCAACCUCUCGCAGAGGAGAUACGCAAGGCGGGGGGAACAGCACAUUACGUACGCUGCGAUGUCACGAACUGGCAAUCGCAGGUCGAUAUGUUUCGGGAAGCUGUCAAGCUGAGUCCUCGAGGGACGAUCGAUGCGGUGGUGUGUAAUGCUGGGAUCACGGAUGUUGGGAAUAGCUUCAUGGAGCCGGUUGGGAUGGAUAAAGAGGAGCCGCCGAAGCCGGUGUUUAAGACGGUUGAUGUUAAUUUGACUGGGGUCAUGUACUCGGCGCAUUUGGCUAUGCAUUGGUUGCCUUUGAAUGAGAAGCCGAGGAGCAAUCCGGGAGGGUACUCGCCCGAUAGACAUAUUUUGUUGAUUGGGUCUGUGGCGUCUCUGCUUCCUAUACCGGGUCUGGUUCAAUAUGGCGCCUCGAAGCAUGCUGUGCUUGGGCUGUUCAGGUCAUUACGCGCCACGUCUUUUGUCAAGGGCAUUCGAGUAAAUUUGCUGUGUCCAUACUUUAUUGAUACGCCUCUUAUACCUCCUGCAGGGCGAUCCCUUCUUCUUGGUGGAGCAAUGGGAAAGCCCGACGAUGUGGUGGACGCUGGAACGAGAUUGAUGGCAGAUUCUACGAUUCAUGGCCGGGCUCUUGUCAUUGGACCUAGUGUCAAGGUUGACGAUGGAUGGAAACUACUUCCAGAGAAUACACCAGAUGUUGACAAUGUUGCUGUGUGGGAAGUUCUGGGCAGUGACUUUAUCGAAGUUGAUGCAUUCACGCGGAGAUUUGUCUCUAUGCUGAAUACCGUGGAACGAGUACGAGGUUGGUAUGGCUGGGGAUAUGACCUGUUACGAAUGUUGGCAUACCCUGUGACAUCGAGGUUGAGGAGGUGA